AUGGAAUCUUCACAUGAUGGCGUUUCGCCGGUGAAAGAGCGGCAUGUUUCCAAAUUGCUGUAUGGUGCAGCUCCUCUCGAUCGAGCGCCAACACCUCCGAGUGGCGUCACAACCCUUGCACAAUUGUUCCAACAUCAGGCCAGCUUACGUCCAAAUGGCACUGCCUUCUCAUGUCAGACCGAGACAGGUCUUCAGUUGAUGACAUACUCCGAAGCGGACCUCGUCGCCAGAUCCAUCGGAUCCCAGCUUACCCAGUCCUUUUUCCGCCACGAUCAAGCACCGACCAUUGCUGUCUGGCUCGAGAAAGGUUUGAAUCUGGUGAUUGCAAUACUUGCCACGACUUACUCCGGAGCGACAUGGCUUCCACUCGACCCAGACGUCCCUGUCGAUCGCGCGACGACUUGUGUUGUUGAUUCGGCUACCACAGUGAUCAUAUGUGAUGCUGCCCACGAAGCACGAGCUCGAGAAAUACAAGAUCGUGUGAGCAUCACUUCGGAUAAUCUCAUGCAACCUUUGCUGAGAGUCGAAAAUAUCGACUCUUUGUCCAGGUCAACAGCAAGCAAGGACUCAGCUGGCUCAUUGCCCAUUGCCCGACCACAUGAUGCAUGCUACCUGAUAUACACGUCAGGAACAACUGGGAUGCCGAAAGGCAUUGCGAUUCCUCAGUCUGCAGCGCUAACAUUCGUGUUGAGCGAACGUGAAGUCCUUGAGACGUGCUCGGAAGACGUGGUCUGGAAUGGAUUCAGCCCGGCCUUCGACAUGUUCGUGGAGGAGAUGUGGAUCACAAUAUGCGGUGGGGGUCAACUCGCCAUCGGAACCCGUGAGCAAUGCCGCGAUGUGCCUGGCCUACCUGCGAUCUGGGCUGAUCGUGGUGUCACGAUUGUGAACGCCGUCCCGACAUUGAUUGGGAUUAUGGGUGUCGUGCACGGAGACGCAGGUUCGUCGCUGUUGCCGCCCUCCGUACGCCUCAUCAACCUCGGCGGGGAAGCUUGCCCGCCGGCCCUGGUCAAUCGCCUUGCGAGACCUGGACUACGCAUCAUCAAUACUUAUGGUCCUACCGAGACAACAGUCACUGCAACAUGGGAUGAGCUGCAGCCAGACGUUCCGGUCACCAUCGGCCGGCCAUUGCCGUCGUAUCAUGCCGCCAUCUUGGCGAUCAACGAAGAUACACCCUCAUUUGUCCAAUUGCUAGAUCUCGCGGGAGAUGUCGAGGGAGAGCUUGCGAUCGGUGGCCCUUGUGUGGGCAUCGGUUAUGUUGGCCGUGCCGACUUGACAGCGCAAAAGUUCCUCGUUCAUCCACUCUUCCCGGGCCAAAAGCUAUACCGCACGGGCGACCGGGUACAACUCCAAGUAGAUGGGAAGAUCCUCUUCAAAGGACGAAUUGACACUCAGGUCAAGCACCGCGGCUUCCGAAUUGAGCUUGGUGAAAUUGAGACAUUGCUCUUGUCACAUCCUGACGUGCAAGCUGCUGCAGUCAUUCUCGCCAAAGCUGAUACCGAAACAGCUCGCUUGGCAGCUUUUGUGGUGAUACAUCCCGAUGCUCCGCACAAUGCGAUGUCAAUCAUGGAGCUGGCAUCACAGCGGUUGCCAGCCUACAUGCGCCCGGAGGAAGUCAUCUUUUUGAACGCCAAAGAAAUGCCGCGACUUCCCAGCGGCAAGAUCAACGCCAAGGCCCUUCAUGAUAUAUCAGACCAGAAGAUGAAAGAAACAGCAGCCCAAGCAACAGCUAACACCCGAGAAAGCUACGACGACAAAACCUCUAACCUGGUAGAAAAGGAUCCAAUAUUGAGCCUGCUCUUUUCAGCUUUGUCGCAGCUAUUUCCUCAAGUAUCCCGGAUCAGAUCCGAUUCCGAUUUCUUUGAUGACCUUGGUGGCCACUCGCUGCUUGCCGCAAUGCUAGUAUCGCGUCUUCGACAAGCGCUCUACGGAGCGUCGAAGCCUUUCGCAUCCAUCGGACUUCCCGAUGUCUAUGAAGGCCGAACCCCUGCGGGAAUAGCCGCAAGAUUCGAGGCAACGAUGUAUUGCAAGGAGGGAUCCUCACUGGAGACUGGAAUUCCACAACAAGACGGCACUGGCGCGCAGACCGGUGAAUACUUACCGGUUUCCCGUCUGAAAUUCGUCCUCUGUGGUCUUGCACAAAUUCCCGCCAUAUCAUUUCUGUUCUUCGCUCAUUCUAUUGAAUUCUUGGUGCCCUAUCUACUCUUCGACUAUUUGAUCACCGCCGCUGGCGUCGGAUGGGCAGUGCUUGCAACAUACGGAAUUUUCGUCGCCAUACCGCCCUUUCUCGCUCUGACAGCAAUUAUUGGUAAAUGGAUCUUCCUCGGCCGGGCAAAGGAAGGAGAGUAUCCUUUGUACGGGGUAUACUACUUCCGUUGGUGGUUCGCCGAGCGUCUCAUGGCUUUGGCGGAUUCGAAGCUCAUCGCGGAUUCACCGCUAUACUCUCUGUUUCUGCGAGCUAUGGGCGCUGAGGUUGGUGACUACUGCCAUAUUGGGUCUUUGAGUAUUGGAGCAGCUUGCGAUCUCGUUCACAUCGGGAAUGACGUUGUCAUUGGCGCAGACGUCAAGUUUGCUGUCAGCAUCGUCGAGCGGGGCCGUCUGGUACUGAAGCGAGUGAAGAUCUGCAACGAUACAAUCAUCGGAGCGAACAGCGUCAUUGAGGGUGGCGUUAUCAUCGGGGACGCAGCCGAAAUUGGGCCGUUGUCAAUGGUCCCAAGUGGUCUUUGCGUGCCGCAAUACCAGCGAUUUCACGGCUCUCCAGCACGCUUUGAAAGGGUGGUCCUCGACAGGGAAGCAGGCCGUGGCCGACUAACACGGCCAUCUGUGCUCCGUCAUCUGGCUAUGACCUUUUCCCACUUGAUCAUCGCGGGACUCAUGCUGCCACUCUUAUACUUCGUUCCGCAGAUCCCAGGUCUGAUGCUGUUUGAUCUGCUGCAACUUCGAGACAUCAGCGAAUGGGCUCAAGUUGCCGUAUUAUCCGUCCCGAUCGCAUUCGCAUACCAAAUCCUCGUUUUCGGUCAAUUGCUGCUCUUCCGACAUGUCUUUCUUGGCCGCCUGCGAGAGGGCACCCAAAAGAUAUACAGCACGUGGUAUCUAAGAUUUUGGUUCGUCGAACGGCUCAUGGAUCUCGCACUGACGGUCUUACAUCCGGUAUUCGCUUCCCUCUACAUUGUUCCGUUCCUGAGAGCGUUGGGGGUCAAGAUCGGUAGUCGGGCAGAGGUCUCGACCGCGCGAGGUCUCUGUUUCGAGCUACUUGAGAUCGGAGAGGAAAGCUUUGUUGCCGACGCCGUUCUUAUGGGAGCCCAGCAGCUGCGAGGCAACGAGCUCACACUUCGCAAGACCAAGCUCGAAAAUCGCGCAUUCGCUGGGAAUGCGUCUGUGUUACCUGCUGGUACUGUUCUCGCUUCGGGCACGUUAGUCGGCGUUCUGUCUAUUGCGCCCCCACCUGAACGACCUUUGGCAGAGAAUGUCUCGUGCUUCGGAUCGCCACCCGUGCUAAUGCCCGCCCGUCAUCGCGCCGAAGGCCACGCUGACAACGUUCUCUUCAACCCGUCCAUCGGUCGCAUCGCUGCUCGUCUGAUUGUGGAGGGCCUGCGGAUCGUCGUGCCUCGCGCUUUUCUGAUAUUUGGGCUUGGCUUCUCGCUCCAGAUUGCGUACGACGGAUACGCGAAAGUCGGAGCGAUCUACACGUUACUCCUCCUCCCAGCCUUCUACUUCUUUAUCUUCGCCCUUCCAUCGCUAUUUCUGACGGCGCUGCUCAAAUGGACUCUCAUCGGGCGAUUUCGUGACAGUGAAUGGCCUUUGUGGUCGCUUAACGUGUGGCUGAGUGAAGCAGUCACAAGCACAUGGGAGAUUAUCACUGAGCCUCUACUCGCAAGUCUGCUCGUCGGCACACCUUAUCUGGCGUGGUGCUUUCGUUUGAUGGGUGUCAAAAUCGGAUCAAAAGUCACCUUACUUCACAGCGACAUCACCGAAUACGAUUGCGUGUCCAUCGGUGACGAGGCAAUCAUCAAUGGAUCAUGCGGAGCUCAGACACAUCUUUUCGAGGACCGCAUCAUGAAAAUUGGUCACAUUUCGAUCGGUAAACGUGCGACCCUCAAACCGUACUCGGUCUGCCUGCCAGGUUCGACGGUGUCAGAUGGUGCGCUUCUGGGCUGUCUUUCGCUACUGAUGAAGGGCGAAGUUCUACCUGAGGGUACUGCAUGGGAAGGAGCACCGGUGCAGCCGCGCGCAUUGCGAGCGUUUCCACCGGAAAGAGCGACAUCAAUCGCUGGUUCAGGGAGUUCAGGAUCAAGGUCCUCGGCCAAGUGUUUGGCGAUGAUCGAAGGAAGUAGUGCAUCACGUUCCUUGUCCAAGGAGUGA
Messenger RNA from Dissoconium aciculare CBS 342.82, 4359 nucleotides. Its product is annotated as Non-ribosomal peptide synthetase C-terminal. Gene Ontology annotation, cellular component: cytoplasm. The transcript has 3 exons. NCBI's taxonomy places the organism in Eukaryota, Fungi, Ascomycota, Dothideomycetes, Mycosphaerellales, Dissoconiaceae. Gene Ontology annotation, molecular function: transferase activity; phosphopantetheine binding. Gene Ontology annotation, biological process: secondary metabolite biosynthetic process; amino acid activation for nonribosomal peptide biosynthetic process. Bases 1 to 4359 code for a protein of 1452 amino acids. The record is from RefSeq and is a predicted model, not a curated record.